AACAAAUAAUUUGAGAAUGGCUGAGUUUUUAGCUUCAAUAUUUGGAACUGAAAAAGAUAGGGUAAACUGUCCGUUCUACUUCAAGAUAGGAGCGUGCUGUCACGGGGAGCGGUGUUCAAGACAGCACAAUAAACCAACCUUCAGCCAGACUCUCUUACUGCUUCACAUGUACCAGAACCCAGUACACUUUCAAAAACAAGGAGUUCAAUUUACUGAAGAAGCGGUUCAAAAACAUUUCGACGAAUUUUUCGCAGAUAUUUAUUGUGAACUUGAAGAGAAGUAUGGGCCUAUAGAUGAACUCAACGUUUGUGAGAAUUUGGGCGACCAUUUGAUUGGUAAUGUGUAUUGCAAGUUUCGGCGAGAAGAAGAUACUCAAAAAGCAGUUGAUGCUCUCAAUAACAGAUGGUACAAUGGAUCCCCUAUAUAUGCUGAACUUUCCCCUGUCACUGAUUUCAGGGAAGCAAGUUGUAGACAGCACGAGUUAUCGGAAUGUUCUAGAGGUGGAUUCUGUAAUUUCAUGCACAUCAAGACGCUUUCAAGAGAAAUGCAGAAGACUCUAGGAGUGAGAACAGUGCAGCACUUCACUGAUUGGAACAAGGGCGGUAGAGGAGGACCCCGCGGAGGAGGCGGAGGAGGUGGAGGUGGAGGCGGUGGUGGUCGUGGAGGAGGCGGCGGAGGUGGAGGAGGCGGCGGAGGGUGGGGGUCACGUGGUGGUCAUGACAGUCGGGAUAGCUUCAGAGACAAGGAUAGGAACAGAGACAGGGACCGGAGGAGGCACUAGUUGCCACUACAGUUUACUGUGUAUAUCAAUGCAACUAUAGACUGUUUUAAUAUAUUAAUUUAUCAUACAUCGUAUUCAAUACAUUGAAUUAGACGAACUUUAUAUGUUGGAUUCAGGUCAAGUCCAUUUAUAAUUCUGUGUACCGCGUAUUUGAACGUAACUUAUUUACUUAUCCUCCUUCAAGUUUUCUAAGGUAGUUUUCACUAUUUUUUCCUGAUUUUCUCUUAAUGUUAACGAUCUUUUAGGGUUGGAUUUAAUUUUGAAUUUUAUAAGGAUUCUAAAAUUUGUGAAUAGAACAUUCCCAGAAAUAGAGUUGACCUGUGUAAGUUAAAUCAGUUGUUGGUUUCUAA
This is a messenger RNA of Bolinopsis microptera, 1131 nucleotides long. Its product is annotated as splicing factor U2AF 35 kDa subunit-like. The transcript is spliced from 10 exons. The record is from RefSeq and is a predicted model, not a curated record. Gene Ontology annotation, cellular component: U2AF complex; spliceosomal complex. Gene Ontology annotation, molecular function: pre-mRNA 3'-splice site binding; metal ion binding. Lineage: Eukaryota; Metazoa; Ctenophora; Tentaculata; Lobata; Bolinopsidae. Gene Ontology annotation, biological process: mRNA splicing, via spliceosome. Bases 17 to 781 code for a protein of 254 amino acids.